Messenger RNA from Galdieria sulphuraria, 2620 nucleotides. RefSeq lists its product as uncharacterized. Bases 9 to 2474 code for a protein of 821 amino acids. The transcript is spliced from 6 exons. NCBI's taxonomy places the organism in Eukaryota, Rhodophyta, Bangiophyceae, Galdieriales, Galdieriaceae. The record is from RefSeq and is a predicted model, not a curated record.
UUUUUCUUAUGGCGAGCCAAUACCCAGUCAGUGGUUCAGGACAGUUUACUCACUCAAGUUAUGGAGAUAUUCGUAGCCCUCUCCGAAGAGCUCCGGGUUCUCUCUCGAGAAAGGAACGAGUGGAAGGAGUUGAAUGGGCUGGUGUUCGAAAGCCGAGAGAUGGUUCUACAGGAAAGUUUUCUUCAAACACACCACCAGUACUACAGACGCAGAGAAGGAGUGGAAAUUAUUUAACACUUGAACAGCCAACUGUGGACUUGUCGACUUUGCAAAGAAACUUUGCUGACGGAUCUACAGAAUGUUAUAUUUCCGAAGAAGGACCGAACAUUCGUACAAACAGAGAGUUUAAUACUUUUGCGCCAAGAAAAAGUGAUCGUAGUCAAGAACGUGGUGGAGAGAGCCUUCAUCGUACCUUGAAAUCAGGAUUCGUAACUCAACAAGAAGAUGUUGUACAGCCGUAUUCAAAUGUUGCAGCAGCGUUGAAACAGAGCUCCGAAGCUCACCAGUCAUCUGUCAAUUUUUCGCAAAAGAAUGCAGCCUACAAUAGAGCAGCUAGCUAUAGGAAUGCAAACUUGGAUAACUUUGCUCCUGGAGUCAAUAACAAUUGUGUGAAACCCUUGGGAAGAAAACCUUUUGUUCGAGAAGGCGGUCCCGCACAAAUGGGUCCGCGUUCGAAGCAAGAACUUGACUUUCAUAGUGGUUUCUUAUCUUCUGGCUAUUCCAGAGAACGAGUUGAAGAAAGAUUGGAUGGCACUCCUUCCCGUCCCGAUUUGUAUCGCAAUUUGUGGAAGGCAGGUUCUUCCACCAGAGGUGCAGGUGAAGCUUCGUCACAGUUUAGUGGAGCAAGAAACGAAAAUCAACAGCAAAUGGGCUACUCCAACUUCAAUCUUGCGGACUUGAGAAACUUUAGUUCUCCUCAGCCCCAGAACUCCACGAUAACUGCAAACACUUCCUCUCUAUAUAGCCUUGAUCCAUAUCCACAAAAUCAGGAUCAGUUGCGUUUCGCAAUGCAUGGAGUUACUUCCGGGCAAAAGCCUUCUCCUUAUAUGUCAAGGAUAACUCCGAACAAUAUUAAUCAUGCAACAUCGGAUCGAAUUCCAACUCAGAGUCAUGUUCUCCUCCACCAAAAAGAGAACUAUCACAUGAAUCAGACUCUCCUGCGUUAUAUUGAAGAAUUUAGACAUUGUUUGGAUAUUAUUAGAGAAGUGGAUGUCGGAAUACCUGAAAUCCAAUUCUUGCUUGAGAUUGGUUCGGUUAUUGAGAGAGCAUUGGGAGAAGUUAUUGCUACGAGAAGUAAUCGUUUCGAAGUCGGGUCUCCGUAUUUGGAAAUGCUUGUAAAGUUUAUUGACGUUUUCUUAAACUAUGCAAGCUGUAGUGCUCGGACUGGCAUGUUUUCGAUUAUAAAUCAACAACGCUUUGAACAAACGAAUUCACAAGUAGACACUAAUACGAGAACGUCGACAACGAAUACUCGUGUUGGUGGUAUGUCUACUCCAGGCUUCUCAUUUGAAGGGUCGCAAACAAACGAAAGUUCUAUCGCUCGUAUAAAUUCUAAUGGAGCUAUUUAUACAGAUACAGAACCUUCGCAACAUUCGCAGUACUCGGCUCGUUCACAUCGUUCAGCAACUAUUCAUGAUUCCUUACAGAACAGUGGAACAAUGGAAAGAAACAAAGUUCGGAAUAAAACAAAAGGAGCGAAGCGAAGUGCACCAGAGCAAAGUUCUGAAGAUUUUGAAGCACAAAGUGCUGGUAUCAAAAGUGCCAGACCACCUUCAGUUAGGACCGAUAUUAUUGACCAACCUGUUGUAUCGAAUUCCGUUAGCUCUUCUGAAAUAGAAAGAAGUACAUCGAACACGUUCUCCAAGAGCAAAACCGGAAAAGAGUCGUUGAAUUCCCAAGGAGAAGAAGACAUUGUUUUGAAGACAAAGGAACAACUUGAUAUAUCAACAGCAAGCUUGAGAAGAAACACUGAACACGCUGAAUUGUUUUUGAACAAGCUUAAGGAAAGAAAUUUACAGUUGCUGCGAUUUUCAAGGCUAAUAGGAAGAAGAGGUCGGCAUACAGAUAUAAGUGGAACUCGUAGUCAUCCCGAGGCUCCAGAAGAUAGCUUCAGAAAUACCGUUGAGAUUAUAAAACUAGAAUGUGAAAAUUUGAAACAUUUUUGUAGGGGUCUUGAUGUAUAUAUCUGUGAAACGGACUCCUGUAUCCUGGUAAAAUGCAAGAUAUCAGGUGUGCCAUUUCGUUUGCCGCAUUUGUAUAUCAAGUUGAAUUCUGAGGAUCCUGACAACCUAUAUGGCCAUAGCUUUGACUAUUGUGGAAUUGAAUUAGGAGACUUGGGCGCAAGAGUGAAGGAAGAGUUUACAAAGGCGUUAAAGAAAUAUUCUCAGUAUAUUAAUAUUAUCACCUUGAUACGUGUUUAUUGGAAAAUUGUGACGGAGGUAACAAGCUCAUUGAUGACUGAUUACAGAAAAUAGAAAUUUUAUGAAACCGUAUUUUAAUGAAGUUGUAAAGAUUCAUAAUGAUUGCCUUUAACUCGGUAGGAAUAUUUUUUUGUGAAAACAAUUACCACUUAUUGUUCCAUCACAAAGUAUAUCUACUAAAUUUGGUAUUGAUAAUUCUU